UGCUGUAACGCUCGCUUAAACCCAAGCACGCACACGCUCCCCAUCCCUCCUCUCCAUCGAUCGAUCCCCCCCCUCCUCCGCCUCGAUUGCCCCCACCCCGCCAUGGAGCUCGCUGCCGCACGCGUGAGCCGCCCCGACGCGAUUGCUCGUCUCUGUCGGUGAUUCGUCGGUGCUCUGUGGGGGACUGUGGCCAGUGUCCUCUCGUGGAUCUUGGAGGCUGUUGAGUCGAGCGCGCACCAUAUAUCCUGCUGCUUUGCUCGAGGGGAUUCCGCGGCGGGCGGAUCAGGUUCUUGAGGGAAGCCGAAAGUGUUUUGGAUUAAGGAAAGGGGAAAGAGGCCUCCUUUACCAUCGAUCGAAUCCGCUUUGCUAGGAUUUAGAGGCUUCUGGGGCUGUGCCGAUGGAUUUCUUCAAGAUCAAGAAGCUGGGGAAGAGCCGGAAGAACGCCGGGGGAGGAGGAGGAGAGAUCGUUGAAUCGGACGACGGCGCGAACGGCGGGAAUGUGGCCUCUGAUGAGCAGAAAGGUAAGAACUUGGAGGACAAUCCUGCGCCGGCUGCGGCCGCGGGUGUGGACGCCGACGCAGGCAAUGUGGGCGUGGAAGGUGAGGAUGAGGAGGACGAUGACGAUGAUUUCAUAACCAAUGAGGUGAAGCGCAGGCUCAAGGAGUUGAGGAAGAACAGCUUCAUGGUGCUCAUCCCUGAGGAGGAAUGUGCUGAGGUGGAGGAGGAUGGGGAAGAGGAGGAGGAAGGGAGUAGCUCCAGGGAGUGGAUGCAGUCGGAUGUCGGCGAUGGGUUCCCGCUGUGCGGGUUUGAUUCGCUCUAUGAAAAGUACUGUGAGAGGAUGGCAGUGUUUGAUAAGAUGAUCACACAGCUCCUCAAGGAUCCAGGUUCUUUCAGCAUCUCAAAAAGGUCACCUAGAUCAGCAUCCAAAUUGGCAUCAACUCUGCGCAGCCUCUCUUUCAAAAGGAGGGAUGACCUUCAGGAGGACUGUGAACAUCUUCAGCAACAGCACGGCGAGGAUGAUCCUUACCAAACACUUGAGACAGCAUAUGUUGGACAUGUUUCUUUAAGUUGGGAGGCUCUUCAUUGUAUGUAUGUGCACCUGAGUCUGAUACUCGCAGCUCAACCUGAUAACCCCACCACCUACAGCUGUGCUGCUCAAGCAUUCCAGCAGUUUCAGGUUCUAUUGCAGAGAUUUGUUGAGAAUGAACCAUUUGAGCAAGGUUCCCGGGUUGAGAUAUAUGCACGGUCUCGGAGUUCCUUGUCGAAGUUGCUUCAGGUCCCCACUUUUCAAGUUGCAGAUGGGAAAUAUAAUGCUGAAGAUCUAUUGGAACCAUCAAUUUUUGCAGCUGACCUCAUCAAAUUAUUAGAGGAGUCUAUCCUAACUUUCCGCCUUUUCCUGAAAAAGGACAAGAAAAAGAAUAGUGCCCUCAUGAGUGUUCAUAGUCAUACUGGAAGCUCGAUUCAGCAAGUUCAAUCCUCUCUUGAUAAGAAAGAAGUGAAAGUGAAAGAGCUGUUCAAGAAGAAAAAAGGAUUGAAGAGCAAGACCUGGCCAUCAACAAUGGAGGAAGUUCAGCUGCUCUUCGCCUUAAUCGACAUCAAGGUCGUGUCAAGGGUCCUGAGAAUGGCAAAGCUCAGCAAGGAGCAGCUUCUGUGGUGCGAGGAGAAGAUGAGCAAGCUGGAUCUCUCCGACAACAAGCUGCGGCGUGAUGGAUCCCCCAUUCUGUUCCCCUGCUGACCCAGUGAUUGAGCCCUGAGGCACUGCAAAGAUGUAGCAUGCCAUGUGUGGCAUCAUCUGCUAGUACUUGGUAGCUUAGCUGUUCUAUGAGCUGAAAGCAUUUGGCUACCUUAAUAUAUGUAAAUGCCUUGAGGUUGAAAUGCUUAUACUAAAGUGGUACCUAGAAAAGAUGUUGCUGUCAGAUCUCCAUUUCUUGAGCCUGUGUUCAUCAUGGGGGUUUUAUGCAGCAUAGAGAACAAAGGUUAAUUGGAAAUUCACUUGGUUAAACCAAAUUCUGGACACAGUUCCAAGCUGUGUCUCAAGCUACAACCUACAGGCUUUGUUCUGAAAGAUGCAAACGCUGGGGGCAGAUGAGAGUGAAGCAGAUGGCUGGCUCAACUACUCAGUUCACAUCUCACACUUGAUGAAAGGCAUUGCACUGUGUUGAUUGCAGCCUGCAGCCUGAAGUGUGCUCUGCUCAAAUCUGCAUAGCUUUUUUCUGAAUUUUUAGGUAGGUUUUGUACUCUCCCUUAUCUUUGAGAACUUUGCUUCUACAAGGAUAAUAACCUGCUCGUGCAAGCACGCAUGUAACU
Messenger RNA from Oryza brachyantha (malo sina), 2307 nucleotides. RefSeq lists its product as uncharacterized. The record is from RefSeq and is a predicted model, not a curated record. The coding region runs from base 398 to 1735 and encodes 445 amino acids. Lineage: Eukaryota; Viridiplantae; Streptophyta; Magnoliopsida; Poales; Poaceae. The transcript has 5 exons.